CAUUUAUCAUGUCCCUUUUUACCAUUUGCUAAAAAUCAAUUUAUAGAAAGGGAAUUUAAAGAAAAAAAAAUACAGGAAAAGAAAAAAAAAAGAAUAAAAAUAAUAAUAAUAUGAAGGUUGGAGUAAAAGCAACGGAAGUGAAAAAAAAAAAGAACAGUAUAGUAGAAAAGAAGAAGAAGGCGCGUAGAGGUGGGACCCGAAUAAGGAGAAAUAGACCAAUCAGGAUCCUUCUACACAUACACCAAAUCUAUUUCUUCCUUCUUAUAAACCCCCUGCACUCCCCCCUCCUUUCUUCCCUCACUUCUCAAAUUAAUUAAUAAUAAUAGUAAUACAAUCUCUCUCUCUCUCUCUCAAACUCACACACUCUCUCUCUCUCCUACAAAUCUUCUGAAAUUGGAGUUCACAUUAAAUUUUCUGAAAAAGCCGCUCGCUCUAUUACCUACAUAUAAAAUCUUUACUAUUUGGGAUGGAUUCUUUGAAAAAUUCGUUACUUCUUUUCUCCUCUGAUUUUUAGUUUCUUUCUCUGUAGCAUUUGGGACUUGCUUUUUAUGAAUUCCCAGUGAAUUUUUAGCAUCUGGGUUUUUGAAAUUAGUCCCUUCUUAUUCAUUUUUUCGUUCGAAUUUGUGAUCCAUCCCAAAAAUAGAUUAAUCCCUUCUUGUCCUGUUCUUGAAAUUCUUUUUUUUUUUUUCGAUUUUUUUUCCUCGGAGCGAGCGGCGAAAAUAUUUGAUUCUUGAUUUGUUUGGUGUUGAUGGAUUCAGUUAGAAGCAAAGGAAAAUCGAAGAAGAUGAACCAAAUGAAUUGGCAGAGUGAUGAUAGUGAGAGGCAAGAAAAUUGGAAGCAGCCUGUAUUUUAUGAUCAAGCUUCCAUUAAUUCAAAUAAUAAUACUAAUAAUAGGCCUCUCAAGAAAGUCAGAAGUCCUCAACGCCAACAAGAAAUACCUCCAAUGGCUUUUCCGCCUCCUUAUUCGGGCCUCGUCUUUCCCUUCGCCAUCGACAAUUCAAAUAUCUCAGCACCACCGCUGCCGCCACCGGAAAAUCUACACCACCAGCAGGAAUCGAUUCCGAUCCCGUAUUUUCAGCCACCGCAUCAAACUCAUCAGAUGAUUUCUUUCUCUCCUCAGUACCCGCACCAGAAUUUCUCGUUCCCCUCGUAUUUUGCAGGGGAACAAGCUUCUUUGUCAUCAUCUUCAUCUUCAUCUUCGUCUUCAAAUUCUUUGCAGCUCCAACAGCAGCAAUUACUGCAGUAUUGGAGCGAUGCAUUGAAUUUGAGCCCGAGAGGGAGGAUGAUGAUGAUGAACAGAUUGGGGCAGAACGGUGGGAGGGGGCCCGCCUUGUUUAGGCCCCCGAUUCCGCCCCUUUCGACUACGAGGCUCUACAGAGGAGUGAGGCAAAGACACUGGGGCAAGUGGGUGGCCGAGAUUCGUCUCCCCAAAAACCGGACCCGUCUCUGGCUCGGAACUUUCGACACGGCAGAGGAUGCCGCCAUGGCCUACGACCGCGAGGCCUACAAGUUGAGAGGAGACAAUGCUAGGCUCAAUUUCCCAGAACUCUUCAUUGGUAAAGACAAAGAACCGGUGACAUCGCCACCACCACCACAAGUAGGAACAACGUCUCCCACUGGACCGGUGCUUGAGCUCGAGCCUGAGCCCGAGCCCGCACCGGCCCAAGAGAGCGUUGGCUUGCCGGCCAAGAACCCUGAAGAAAAUUCAGGAUUCUGGUCGGGCGAGACUACAGAAACAGACUAUCAGAUUCAAGCCAAUGCGGAGAACUAUGAUCCAUCUUCGGAAUUGGUUUGGGGUGAUACGGGUGAGGAUUGGUUCGAUUCGAUACCGGCAGGGUGGGGCCCGGGGAGCUCUGUUUGGGAUAAUUUCGAUGCCAAUAAUAAUCUAUCGUUGCCUCCCAAUCUUCCUCCUUUUGGGAGUAUUAAGCAGCAAGAGACUCAACAUGAUUAUCAGUGUCAUAAAGUUUCAUCAACAUCAUCAUCUUUUUCUUCUUCUCCUUCCUCUUUUCCGGCAAGAACCUUCUUUUGGAAGGAUCAAGAUUAACUAACCCCAUUCUCUCUCAACCCAAACUCUUCCUCUGUUUCUCUGUUUUUAGAAUGAGAGCAGCUCUCUCUCUCUCUCUCUCUCUCUCUCUCUCUCUCUCUCUCUCUCUCUCUCUCUCUCUCUCUCUCUCUCUCUCUCUCUCUCUCUCUCUCUCUCAUGGUCUAGUUGCAUUGGCAGUGGCAUCAGGUGCAGAGAAGGCUGCGUAUUUAAGGCCCCUCUGAGUUUCAUUUCAUGUAAUUUAGUUUCAUAUGAUCACUAUGUACGUAGUAUGUAUGCAUUAGGAGUUUGAUCAUCAGCACAGAGGGAGACGGUUUUUGUGUUCUCCUUGUUGAUAUAUCCAACCCUAGUAGAUCUGUGUUUUUUUCUGAUCUACAUUAAGGAUGGAAUUUCUAUUUUUGUACAUUUUCGCGUCUGUUAUAUUUGGAAUGCCACUUUGUUAUGUUUUGGUUUUUA
Molecule: messenger RNA, 2497 nt
Organism: Erythranthe guttata (spotted monkey flower)
Lineage: Eukaryota; Viridiplantae; Streptophyta; Magnoliopsida; Lamiales; Phrymaceae
Product: ethylene-responsive transcription factor ERF054
Biological process (GO): regulation of DNA-templated transcription
Cellular component (GO): nucleus
Molecular function (GO): DNA-binding transcription factor activity; DNA binding
Source: RefSeq, a predicted model, not a curated record